CUUGUGGCUCAAUUAGGAGGCUUCCAAAGGGUCAAAUCAGGAGGAACAAUUUUAGUCCCCUCAGAAGCACUCAGUAUUGACUUCAGACCAUGUAAAAUCACAGAUCUUCAAGCAACAAUAGUUAAAAAUAGAAUUAAGCUGGAAUGGACAGCGCCAGGAGGAGACUAUGAUCAAGGCAAAGCUUCGCACUAUGAAAUGAGAAUAAGUGACAACCUGCUGCAACUUAGAGACAACUUCUUCAAUGUUAAUCUGGUUAAUUUGACCAGUAUGAAACCACGAUCAUUUGGUUCCAGAGAAACAGCCACAAUUGUUCUCGAACAUAGAGAACUGCAAAACGGGGCAACUCUGUAUUUUGCUGUCCGUGCAUAUGAUGAAAAUCGGCGGGUUUCUGAAAUGUCAAAUGUGGCCAAAGCUUCUGUCUUUGUACCUUUAAUUGAGCACCCAAAUGAUGUUAACAUAUCAGUGAUAGUUUCAAUUGUAACCAUUGCUAUAUUUAUUGUAUGCUUGAUUAUUUUGAUCACAAAUUGUGUUCUGAAUAGUGUUAGCCAAAAGAGAAUUUUGGCAGAUGAAGAGUAAUAAAUUAAAAUCUAAUGCAAAAGUUAACAGACCUAAUUAAAGAGAUUUAAAAUGGUAAUAAAACCAAAUUAUACACCAAUGGGUUUGGAGGGGAAGGUUCAAAGGCAGUUUUCUUGCUAUUUGUUGUAACUUCAGUACUUUACCCAUGCAUAUCCAAGGACGAUGUUAUAAGAUGUACUUAAAUACUUUCUAGGUUUCAUUGACUUUAGAGUUAUAACAUAAUUUAGCAUGGAAUCAGGCCUUUUGAUCCAACUCUUCCAUGCCAACCGCAAUGCUCCUCUACGCUAUUCCCAUUUGCUCGCAUAUCGCUCUCACCUUACCUAUCCGUGUACCUGUCCAAAUGUUGUUAUAGUACCUGCCUCAACCUCGUCCUCA
This is a messenger RNA of Leucoraja erinaceus (little skate), 951 nucleotides long. RefSeq names its product calcium-activated chloride channel regulator 4A-like. NCBI's taxonomy places the organism in Eukaryota, Metazoa, Chordata, Chondrichthyes, Rajiformes, Rajidae. The transcript is spliced from 2 exons. The annotation marks the transcript as partial. The record is from RefSeq and is a predicted model, not a curated record.